Molecule: messenger RNA, 1695 nt
Organism: Exophiala spinifera
Lineage: Eukaryota; Fungi; Ascomycota; Eurotiomycetes; Chaetothyriales; Herpotrichiellaceae
Exons: 6
Coding region: 1-1695 (564 amino acids)
Cellular component (GO): lipid droplet
Source: RefSeq, a predicted model, not a curated record
AUGGCUUCGCCGACCCAGCUGAGGAUUGACGUUGGCAGUGAUCCUCCGAUCCCUCCAAUCGCUGCACUCUUCCUCGUCAACUUUGACCACCGCAAAGGCUAUACGCUAGGUUGGCACAGGACCAUAGAAAACGUGCAGAUUGAGGGUGUCGUCGAGUUCAAGUCACUUCCAUCGGGCUUGCACAAUGUCGAGGAAGACCUGGUAUACUUCAUUCACGACGACUAUGCCGGCCUCAGUGCAUUUGUCAAAAAAGCAGACGAAGAGUCGGAAAGGUCUGCUCGAAUGGCAGCUGUAGGAGUACUUGUUCCACUGGAACAAGGUCGCAUUGGGCGGAGUUGGCGUCACGCUAUCAGUCUACAACAGCUCGCAAGGGACCAGAUCACUGAUCUGAAGAACACCGCCCUCUUGGAGGAGUACUGGAACAGGCACAAACUUCAACCGGACGGCUCGUCAACUAAAUCACCUGCUGACGCCAAUGGCCAACGGUCGAACGGGUACAGAAAGGCUAGGUCAAUGAGUACCGCUACUACCUUCAUGCCAGCUCAACACAAACUGAUGCCUCAUCAUCCCGCUGCCACACUCCUUGAUGCUUUCAGGACUUUUGGUCCACUAUUAUUCCCUGUAUAUCGUGCUGCGCUGCUGCGAAAGCGUAUAUUAAUUGUAACAGACACUCCUGUCGAAUUCUGUUGUAAUCUUGUAUAUAAUAUUUCGAUCUUGUCGUCGGCGUCAGAAUCUGCAUUAUCGCAACUCCAAUCAUCCGCUGUCCCCGAACCAUGGUUGAAGCCAUUGUACACUGUUGGAGUGCUGGACAUUCCUCAGCUGGAAGAGACCCGCCGCUGGAUCGCUUGCACUACGGACGACGUUCUGAGUACGAAGCCGAACUUGUAUGAUGUCUUGGUUUUCAUGCCACUGGCAGGAUCAGAACAUGCUUCUCCAAAGGCCUUCCCGCGCAUUGUACAUUCGACACCACAACUAAGCAAGACGUUUCCCUCAACGAGCAUCAAGGCCAGUGAGCGAGAUUUCAGUCGUUUCGUGCAUCUACAACAAGCACUACAUAGAUACCCACGGUGCCACAUCGGAGCAGGCGACACAGACGAGGAGCAAAACGAUGACGCUGCAUCAGUCUCUUCUCAUUCCUCGGCGUACUUUGACAACAAGGCAGUAAUCGAACCAGCUUCAUGGUCGAAGGUUGCCUAUACGUCUCUGGUGUGGUGGGCUUCUGCUGGCGAUAGACGAGCUGGAUUGACCGACGCAGAAGAAGGCGAAUGUGAACAAGAUCUCUCCCUCCUGCAAGACGAAGGCGACGAUCAAACGCAGGAAGUGGCUCUCGUUGCGUACUUCCAUCGCAUGACUGAACGUCUUUUUGGCACCGUCGCCGCGGCUGUUGCGAGGACUGAUGGAGAAGAAGUGCAUGAAGAGUAUCAUGACCAGAUUGAUGGUGACGAAGAUGCGCUUGGUGAAUCUACUAUCGACCAUCAAACGGGCUCUGGGGAUCAAGAGACAGAGCAACUCCUCUCGACAAAAGAUGGAGAGCCGGAAAUUGAGAUCACUCAAGAAGACAUGGCGGCCAUGGGAUUGGACAGCUGGAGUACAUCCGAUAAGAGGUUCGUCGAAGAAUUCAUCCAGAUUUGGUGGGGAAGAAAAGCGGCAGUCCAUGCAGCAGUGAUCGAAUGUUGCGGGCUGAGAAUAUUAUAA